AAGAGAGCACAUGGAUACUGAGCAGCGCAAAGCGAUCAUUCCUCUCUCCUGGGGGAUUCUGAUAUUUCACUACACAUUUUCUAUGUGCUGAGGUGGGCUGGAAAGCCAAAACAGUAAGCGCUCCUUUGAAGAAAUAGGGUUGAAAUGUUUCAUCUCAGAAAAUUUCAUGUGAAAAAAAAAAAAGAAGGCAGCAGAGUGUUUCAGCACUCUGAAAUGGAGGAAGAGAGUAAGGAUUGGAAUUUUCCUGAGGAAGAAACCCGUGUUGGCACCGGUAGCCAAAGGCUCCUGGCUUUCCUCAGCUGUUGCCUCCCCACACCCCAGCCUUAGCCCAGCCACAAGAGAGCCCCUAGAGACUGUCCCGUGUCCAUGAAACCACUAUCUGAACAUGCUUUGUAGCAGUAUGGAUUAUGAGCCAGCUCUAAAGAUGCAGAGGGACUGCUCCCAUCAGGCUGCACGUGGCCAUAUCGAGAUAUGUUAUGGACACAGCAAUCUUAAUCCAGCCUGAACCAGAUCACUUUGCUGCAUGGCUGGAUCCUUAUCUUUCUACCAGCUGGGAGGGACGAGAAGAUUUCAUUUUGGUGGGAGGGCGUUCAAGCUGUGGGAAGUGGGGGAGGGCUCUUCUUUUCCCUCACACUGGCAAAUCCUAUUCCCUCUUGCCUUGCUCAUCUUGACAUUGGCUCUGCACGGGCAAUGGCUUCCCCACUGCCUUGCCGUGCGGAGGUUACGCCCUCCCCUCUCCUCUCUGCUCCCACAGGAUUGCUCUUACCCUGCCAACAGCAUGGAGAGUGUGCGUGAGCUCCAGGACCCACUGUUGGCCAAGGCUAACGGGCACCUCCACAGCAGCUAUUCUUACCACCAGCACCACAGCCAAGACUACCCCGGCCACCACUGCCAAGGGAAACUGUACUCCUACAUCUUCCAAAACACUGGCGGAGCCAGGACUCACCAGCUGCUGGAUGCCAGCUCCCUGCAGCUGGCUGUGGAAGCCUUGUACGGCCCCAAUUUCAUCCUUGUGAAAGAUGAGACUGCUCUCAAGGCAAAGGACAGCAAGACAGAGAGCUGUGAGACCACUUUUACAGAAGGUAAAGAGGUUCUGUCUGACAGUCCUGAUGGGCAUGAUGUACAAGGGUCCUGCCUGGUAGAGAGUGACAUCCGCAUCCAAACAGUGUCCUAUGAGGUGGAGGAGGAGGAGCUCCAGGAGUACGAGAGCGACUCCUCUAGUGACAGUGAAAGUGAGGACCAAUUCCUGAUGCUCCCCCCCCGAGACCACCUUGGCCUGGCCCUGUUCUCCAUGCUGUGCUGCUUCUGGCCCUUGGGAAUUGCUGCAUUCUACUUCUCCCAAGGGACCAGCAAGGCUGUCUCCAAAGGAGAUUUCCACUUGGCCAGCUCAGCUUCCCGCCGAGCUCUCUUCCUUGCCGCGCUCUCUAUAACCAUCGGUACAGGCGUGUACGUCGGGGUGGUGGUGGCACUUAUCGCAUAUCUCUCCAAGGGGGGCCACGUGUAACUGCUGCCUGCACACCAGCAUGGUCCCCAGCCACCAGUCCUCCUGGGAUCAAGCCUUCCUGUGGAGCACAGGGUGCCAGUGCUUGCAAGGGCUUCUGGCAUAGCAGGACCUUGGAUACCCCGUGCCAGCUCUUUCCCUUUUCAGACACACAGCAGAUCCUUGGAGAUACUCAAAAGCUACCUGGACGUGGCUGUGGGCAAGCAGCUCCUAGGAGGUCCUGCUUGAGCAGGGCUUGGACCAGAUGCCCCCUGGAAGUCCUUUUCCAGCUUCAACUGUUCUGUGUCCUCCCUGGUACUGUGGGGUGACACCAUCUGACAGCAGGGAACUGAGUAGUGACCUGACCGCUGAGGCCAGGAGGACCACACUGGAACAUGUGUAAAAGCUGCUGCUGGCUACUGCCACCGUUCUGCUCCAGGGCCACCACUUGCUCUCCCAACCUUGCAGUGGGGACAGCCACCUCCGAUGCCCAGGCUUUGCCCAUGAAGGGGACAGGCAAAGAGGAACGACUGCUCUUUCUUUUGGGCAUUUGGGGCCCUGGUGUGGAUUCAGGACUCCUAUGAUGGGGACAACAAUCUCCUGUCAGUGUCAUGAGUGGCACCUGGCCCUCCAGCUGCAGCAAAGGAAGAGGGUGCAGCAUGAACAUGACCAAAAGGCAUGCUCUGGGGUGCUCUCUGCAUCCUUUCCAGAUGGACAUACAGUAGCUAGCCUGCUCCAGAUGAGAACCAAGAAGAAAUGCAAGCUGGUGCUUGCAGACAGUCGACCUGAUCACCAAAGAUGGUAGCAAAAUCCACAAGGUUUUCCAGUAUUCACAAUGAUUGUACCAGUAACUGUAGUUCAGAGCUCCAGAAGGGCUGGCAUCCCAUGGUGAUCUGGAGAUAUUUGAAGUGGAAACUGCUGCCCACAACAAGACUGCGGGGUGUGGGGGGAAGAUCUUAACUCUCAACACUGAGCUGGGGGUUUGCACACCAGGAGUGGAGAGCACAAGACUGGCAUGACAUGCAGAGCUCAGGUGGGUGCUGGAAGCAAGGAUCCAGAGAGGCGGAGGCCUGAGGGGAGCACAGGAAAUGGGGAGACCCCAACAUACUCCUUCCCACAUCUUGGAGAGGGGCAUCUCCAUCUGUCCAGAGGCCUCUGCUGACUAGGAAGUACGGUACAUCCAUGACUACAACUGACUUCUGUCAAUUUGUAUGUUAGUGACACACCAAGUGCUUCAGGGAUGGACACUAAGGCAGUGACUGCCCCAAAGCGCUCGGUUCAAAGGCCUUUCCUCACCCCUUCCCUGGUGCCCUCUCACCCCUCUGCCGCUGGCUCUGCAAGUAGCACAGUGUGCUCCUCACAUGUACAUUUCAUCCUAAAGAAGCAUGUUAGUAUCUGCAAUUCCUGUUGUACUCGAGCCAUAAAGGAGAGAAGCACAUCAGAGACCUGUUCAGAAGCAGUUCUGAAAGUUCCCAUUAUGUUUUAUAAUGUGGAAGAGCUAAUAAAAGAGCAGGCAAAACAACACUUUGCGCUAACGCAGGUCUGCAGAGGGAAGAGGUGAGCUCUGCAGGCUUCUGUGGGAGUGCUGAGAUGGCCAACAGCUGAAGGUGUUCUGUGGCUCCCCAUGGAGAUGAGCAUCCAGCUGAUGGCUGGGCAGUGUGGGGGGGAGCCGUGCUGCAGUGUGCAUCACAGCCAGCAGCCUGUGCUGCGAUGGCAUGGGCUGUUAGCCAUGAGGGGGGACAAGAAUUGGGUAGAGAGAGGCUGGAAGAUUGCUGUUCAGGCUGUUCUGCCUGGAGGAAAAGCUUCAAAUAAAAUGUGUUCAAGGAAGAUCUCCCUGCACACCUCUGGGUCCAGCUCCUGGUCCCUGCAGGACCAUUCCCAACCUUUUCCAUGUCUCAUUCCUGCCCCUUCUUUAAUUGGAGGCACAGGGGAAAG
Centrocercus urophasianus (Greater sage-grouse) is the source of this 3415-nucleotide messenger RNA. It is a transcript of the gene SYNDIG1L, whose product is annotated as synapse differentiation inducing 1 like. The transcript is spliced from 3 exons. Gene Ontology annotation, cellular component: membrane; intracellular membrane-bounded organelle. Bases 524 to 1504 code for a protein of 326 amino acids. The record is from RefSeq and is a predicted model, not a curated record. NCBI's taxonomy places the organism in Eukaryota, Metazoa, Chordata, Aves, Galliformes, Phasianidae.